AUGCCGGUGCUACAGCGACGGAGGGUUGAGUGGAUACAUUUUUUGACGUGUGGUGUGUGGCGUGAUGUGGAUGUGGAUGGGACGGGGGAUCUGAAGCUUGUAAAGGAUGGGUCUCGUGUGAAAGCUUGGGUCACACAAUAUCACUCGGUGCUACGAGCUAACAAUUUUCACGGCACUGGUGGCCCAACAACCGGUUAUGAGCUCGGGAUUGUAAUCUGCUUAUUAGGAGACCCCAUUACUACAUCUCAUUUUAUAACUGGAACAAACCCCAUCGCCGCAAAACCACCACAACCACAACGAUCUUCACCAUCCCUUAUAUCCUACUAA
Molecule: messenger RNA, 327 nt
Organism: Morchella importuna
Lineage: Eukaryota; Fungi; Ascomycota; Pezizomycetes; Pezizales; Morchellaceae
Exons: 4
Coding region: 1-327 (108 amino acids)
Source: RefSeq, a predicted model, not a curated record